Echinostoma caproni is the source of this 333-nucleotide messenger RNA. Lineage: Eukaryota; Metazoa; Platyhelminthes; Trematoda; Plagiorchiida; Echinostomatidae. The record is from the annotation of a GenBank genome assembly.
AUGAUUGUAGCUCAGGUUGCGGAUGUUGGUGUUGGUGAGUUCUCCAAGCUGGAAGUGUUGUUCGCAGACGUUUCGCAACCAAGCACUGAUGACGUACUUAGCUUGGCUACGGAACGUCUGCGAGCAACACUUCCAGCUUGGAAAAUUGUGCUGAUCCAGACUUCCGUGACCGCAAUCCAUGCACGACUAGGUACAGUUUCAUGUCAUCCAAUCACCGUUUUGGAAGCUCGACCAAUGGUACACUGGGUGAACGUGACAUCCGAGUUAGAACAUAUGAUGCGUCGGCGCAAACGGUUACGUAAUUGGACGACGGCCCUUCAACCAAUCAUGUGA